Molecule: messenger RNA, 1573 nt
Organism: Triticum urartu
Lineage: Eukaryota; Viridiplantae; Streptophyta; Magnoliopsida; Poales; Poaceae
Product: methionine aminopeptidase 1B, chloroplastic
Biological process (GO): proteolysis
Cellular component (GO): chloroplast
Molecular function (GO): metalloaminopeptidase activity
Source: RefSeq, a predicted model, not a curated record
AUGUCCACUGCGGUCUGUGGGCGGUGUGAGAGCGAGAUUUCAAGGCGAGUCAACCAGCCAGUACGCCCCCUCCACGUGUACUCGCCUUAUCUCCCACCAGCCAGUGCGAUUGGCCAACUCCGCCUGUGUACUUUGCGGCGACGGCAACCGGCGAUGAAGCUCCUCGUGUCACCACCUCUGCCGUUGUUCCCCUCCUCCCCCUGCCGCCGUUCAGGCAAGGCUAUUAUCCAGAAGCAUUUCCAUGCGGUAGCAACACGAGAAUCUUGCAAUUGGGGGGAAGCCAACAGAACGGCGAUCUGCAGGGUUGCAGAGACCCAUGGCUCUGAACAAGUAAAGGGAAGGGAACCACUAAGGCGCGGCACGGUCAGUCCACGCCUCUCGGUGCCCGACCACAUCCGCCGACCGCCUUACGAUGGUACCGAUCGUCUCCCAGAUGUAAAUCCUGAUCGGCAAAUGCAUGACCGUGAGAGCAUCAUUCAUAUGAGAGCCGCAUGCGAGCUUGCUGCCCGAGUUCUUCAGUAUGCAGGAACAAUGGUGAAGCCCUCCGUGACGACAGAUGAAAUCGACAGAGCAGUUCAUCAGAUGAUCAUUGAUGCUGGUGCCUACCCUUCUCCCCUUGGAUACGGCGGGUUCCCGAAGAGCGUCUGCAUGUCAGUGAAUGAGUGCAUCUGCCAUGGAAUUCCUGACUCACACGUACUACGGGAUGGGGAUAUCAUCAACAUUGAUGUUACUGUCUACUUAAAUGGAUAUCAUGGUGACACCUCAAGAACAUAUCUGUGUGGGGAGGUCGAUGAACCUACUAAGCAGCUUGUAAAGUUCACUGAAGAGUGCAUGCUGAGGGGCAUAUCAGCCUGCAAACAUGGUGUUAGCUUUAAGGCAAUUGGAGAGAGAAUAAGCGAACAUGUGAACAAGUACGGCUACAGCGUCGAUCCCUUCAUCGGGCACGGAGUUGGGACGAUCUUCCAUUCAGAACCCAUCAUAUGGCACACCUAUGAUUAUGAGCCAGGAUUCAUGGUCGCAGGCCAGACAUUCACAAUCGAGCCUACCCUGUCCAUGGGGAGCACACGGUGCGAGGUGUGGGACGACGGCUGGACCGCCAUCACGGUGGAUGGCAGCCUCAACGCGCAGUUCGAGCAUACGGUGCUGGUUACCGUCAACGGCGUAGAGAUUCUCACAAAGUGUUAAGAGAGGGUGAAAGGUGGUGCGUCAGCUUACCGUUUGAGCGUAUGUUCACAAGCAGAGUUCAGCCCAUUGACGACCCGUCUCAUUGAAGAAAAGUUUUCUUUAGAGAAAAAAUUGAAGAAAAAGUUAUGUUUGAGGUCCCCUUGGAACUUACAAAUCAAAAAUUCAAAACAUGAGGACGUCAAGAUAGGUAAUAGUUAGUGACGGAGCUAAAUCUGGCAGACUAUGGGUAGGGGGUCCCAGUCUGAUAGUCUUGUUGGAUGGAAAAAGGAUACGAGGGGACAUCGGUGUCCUAGGUUCAAGCCCUCUCAAAGAUGCAAAAUCCUACGUCUUGCUUUUGUUGUAUUAAUUGUAGAUGGGAUUUAGAAUACAUGUGAACUACUGCGAGAUU